UAUUUUAUUUUUGAGAAAAUCAUUGUAUUAUGAAAAAAGAUUCUUAUGAGUCUAAACAAAAGUUUUUUUUAAGGCGAUUAAUUGUAUAACAUUUUAAACUAAAUUACUUAAUUCAAUCAAUGUAUUCUCUACAAUACAUGUGCGACGAAUUGUUUUGCGACGAAUUGUCGUGCGACGAAUUGAUCAUGCGACGAAUUGUUCGCGACGAAUUGUACGCGACGAAUUGUCGUGCGACGAAUUGUACUAGUGCCCCAAUUUAUAACAUUAACUUGGGUUUUGAAGAAAAUUAUUAUGAAAAAUGAUUGAUUAAUAGAAGUAUUUAAGGUAAAAUAAGUCAUAUAAUUAUUUGAAGUAAUAGAGUUAAAAAUUUUUAAAAAAAUUAUUUGAUUAUAUUUGUAUUGAAUGCUAUCAUUUUACCGAAAAGAAAUACUAUUGACUGCAUGUUUCACAUUUUUUUUUCUAACUCAUUAAAAUAACUAAAUUAAAUUUCUCUUACAUUUAUUUGAUUUCUUAUUUUAUAGUCAAUAUUCAAUCGUCUAUAAAUCUCUGUCCAAGUUCUUCAAGUGAUAGCAUAUGUGUAUUAGAUAACAACAAUAAUUCACCAAGUAACAUUGAAGAAUUAUUUCAAAGCAGUUUUCCUUCGAUUUCGGAUUGUAAGUUUGACUUUGAAAAAACUAGUGAUCAAUGCUGUAAGAAACCUCUAGCAUCUGAUACAACGCCGAUCGAACAACAACAACAAGUGCGAGAGUCUUCUUCUACAUUUAUUUUACCAGAUGAUGCAAGAAUUUCUCAUAAUCAACAUGAAAUUAGAUUUGAAACUGAACCUAUGGAAAAAUUUCGGGCGCGUUAUUUAAGUCAGUAUGUACCGAAGAAAAAAUAUAAACGGGAUGGUAAAACAGAAUCCAAACAAAGUAGUCCAACGUAUUUUUCCGAUCGACACAAGACACACUAUCUCACAUUAUUGAUGUCCAAAAUACUUGUAUUUGGUUCAGAUCCUAUUGAUCUGUGUCGUAUCAAAGUAGAAGUUUGCAUUGUAACACUAACUAUCGAUGGAUGUAUUUAUAUUCAUCCAUAUUUUACAUUUUACAAACCCGAAGGAAACAAAAACUACUCUUUAUCUAAUCCAAUAUAUAUACAUCUUGGAAAUGAUGAAGAUUAUAAAAAUCCACCAAUAAUCAAUGAAAUAUUGAACGCGAAGCUUUAUCUGGCUGUGAUAAAUCUUCUCGACAAUGAACUAUUAAAAAAACCAAUACAACCUUUCGAAUCAUUAAAAUCGAACGGAAUAGCUGAUACAGCAACAUAUACUAAUUAUGACGAAUAUAAAAAUAAAUUUUGUUUAAAUAAACUUCGUUUUGCUGUAACGUUAUGGAUAAAAAGUCUCCAUGGAGAACCUCGUCAUUCGGAUAAACCUCAUAAUACUCAUCCGCCAUCAGUCAAUGCUAUCCGAUCGAUUGUAUCUGAUCGUUCACAACAAGAUCAGAUUCCGGUGGUAAAUCAAUAUACUGUUCAUGUUAAUGUAUUUAAAUGUGAUAAAUGGUAUAAUGCAAAUAAACGUCAACAUAAUCUUUUUGAAACAAUUCAAAAAACAUUCUCGAACAAGAAGCUAAUAAUUCACCAAUAUGUAUGUUUUGAUGAUGGAAAUUUUCUUUAUUCCCGUGAAUUAUUACUUAAUAAAGUUAAAACUUAUGAAAUAAUAAUAAAAAAUGAACUAUAUCAAUUAGAUAUAAAAGACAUGUCAGAUCAUGUUACAGUUGCAGAUAUGUGGCAAUUUGUUCGAAGUAAAACACCAUAUAAACGUUCUCAAGAUUUAAUACGUAUGUUUGAAACAUUACUUAAACAAACCAUACGUUCAUAUAUAGUUUGUAUUCGAAAUCAAUUUUUUGAAAAAAAUCAAACAUUAUAUGAUGAUGGAUCAUUUCAAAAUAGUGGUUUUGCAUUUCUUCAAGUGAUUUAUAAUAUUCAAGGUUUUGGUGACAAUGGUAAUUGUCAUCCAGUAAUAUUAUACGGAACUGAUGGUGAUUCAUGUCAAAUAUCUGUAAUAGAAUUUCUUGCUGAUAAAUAUAAAAUUAAAUAA
Rotaria sp. Silwood1 is the source of this 2074-nucleotide messenger RNA. The record is from the annotation of a GenBank genome assembly. Lineage: Eukaryota; Metazoa; Rotifera; Eurotatoria; Philodinida; Philodinidae.